GCUGUUAGAGAAAUGUCUACUUUUUCUAUCUCGCCCGCUGUCAAAAAAUACGACAUCCCAGUGUCAGAACUACGUUUUCUUCAUCCCGGAAAACGGUUAGUCGUGGGCGUCGCUAUAUUUCGUCUUGUUGCCAGUGCCUCGCACAUGUCAUCGAUGAAGAAAGAAUUACUCUUACUUCAAAGAGCAUCGCAUGAAGAUACUUUCCCUGACAUGUACGAAAUACCAGGAGGUCAUGUCGAAGACACCGACGACACAGUCCUUGCGACUGUCUUCCGAGAGACAUUCGAAGAGACGGGUUUAGUCGUGGACCGCGUUGUACGAGAAUUUGAUGGUUUUGAAUAUCCAUCGCGAAAUGGACCUACUGUCCAGCUUAACUUCAUCGUCGAAGUCCACGACGGAGGUAAUGUAACGCUUAAUCCGGAAGAACAUCAGGCGUUUGCAUGGGUGGAACCAGGGGCCAAUCUGGGAUUGUAUGCUUUGACGGGAAACAUGGUGAAAGUUGUUCAGGACGCGCUAGAGAUAUCUGUGCAAACAUAAAACUCUCGUGUGGUUGCAUGCAAGCUUGAUAGCAAAGUUUUAUUGUUAGCGUAGGGGUGUGUGUGGGGGUUGGGUGGGGUCAUGUCUGAGUAUCAUGGAUUGCUUCUAGGAUGAAGAGCCGAUACAUCAUACUCAUACAUGACCUUGUUGCUGCGUACGCCUUGUAACUAAAUGAUCACGACAGCGGCUAGAAAGAUCGCGCAUUUGUCAACAAGUGCAUAAGGAUGAAAUUUUCAGGUGUUUUGUUACUGAUUCUCUGAAUACAAACACAAGUGGCGACAUUUGUACUGAGGCUAGCAACAGUGGAUAUUUAUCCUUUAAAUCUUCAGAAUGCAUCUUGUUAUCUGUCGCAGUACACAUACACUGCCAGCCA
Molecule: messenger RNA, 910 nt
Organism: Serpula lacrymans var. lacrymans S7.9
Lineage: Eukaryota; Fungi; Basidiomycota; Agaricomycetes; Boletales; Serpulaceae
Exons: 3
Coding region: 13-537 (174 amino acids)
Source: RefSeq, a predicted model, not a curated record